UGGACUUCAGUACGCAGGCUCAUGACCUGGCGACGCGGGAAAAUCAGAAAAUGUCCAAGUCGUGAAUUCCGCGAAUGUUUUUGAUAUAAACCCGUAUUUUUUAGACCAAGAUGGGAAUACAGGGGCUACUACCGUUCCUAAAGGAUGCCAGCACCCAAGUGAACGCGAAAAUGUUCGCAGGCUACACGGUUGCAGUAGAUGCAUAUUGCUGGAUUUACCGUGGAGCGUUUGCCUGCGCCAUGGACCUGGCGAGGGGUGAGAAGUCGGACAUGUACGUGCGGUUUGUGCUGAAGUACGUGAACAUGCUCCUGUCCCACGGCGUCAGACCCGUGCUCGUGUUUGACGGGUGUAACCUGCCGUCCAAGCAGGGCGUGGAGGACUCGCGCAGGGAGAGGAAACAGUUGUACCUGCAGAAGGGAAAACAGUUCCUAAGGGAUGGAAACUCAGCACAGGCCAGAGAGUGUUUCCAGAAGUGCAUCAACGUGACACCACAGAUGGCCCAUGAGGUGAUGGAGGCGUGUCGUGCCGUCGGCGUGGACUGUAUCGUGGCGCCGUACGAGGCCGACGCCCAGCUGGCAUACCUCAACAAGUGUGGGAUAGCUCAGGCCGUGAUCACAGAGGAUUCGGAUCUCUUGGCCUUUGGCUGUGAUCGUGUGAUCUUCAAACUGGAUCUGAACGGCAACGGGAUGAUGAUCGAGAAACAUCGCCUGUCUCAGUGUCUCAAAAUCAAGGCUCAAAACUUCACCUUCGACAAGUUUAGGUACAUGUGUAUACUGUGUGGUUGUGAUUACCUUCCAUCAUUACAUGGUAUCGGUCCCGCCAAAGCAGCAAAACUCCUCUCUCUGACCAACCAAUCCGACAUGACGAAGGUCCUGCGUAAGAUCGGAUCCUACCUGAAGUCCAGUAUCGUGGCGCCGGCAGAAUACAUCGAGGGGUUUGUUAAGGCAGACAACACGUUCUUGUACCAGCUUGCUUUCGAUCCCAUGAAGAAAGAGGUUGUACCACUACACGAGUACCCACCAGGCAUAACUGCAACAGACAUGCCGUACGCAGGGGAGUAUAAACCACUAAAGCUUGCCCUUGGCAUGGCACUGGGUAACAUAGACAUCCAUACAGGAGACACUGUAGGGGAUUUCAACCCACUCACUUACAAACAACCCCCUUCUGCUACAUGGCAGGGUCCGAAAAAUGUUACAGCAAGCACGCCACGACAUAAGCUCAGUAUGUGGCACCCAGACUACAAGACUGGACCAAAGUUCGGCACUCUGGAUCUGAAAGAGGUGAAGACUGCGUUUACUAAAGGAAAAGAAGUGACCGUCCAAGCACCAACUUUCCUGAAAAAGCCUGAAGCAAAACCCGUGGAGUCUACAGACGUAUGCACUGACAGCGAAUUGGCUGCUAUGUACGGCUCGCCACCUAACUCAACCAAGAGAGAGAGGAAAACUUGUGUGCCAGACAAAAGUGGAAAUUCUAAACUCAGGAAAAGGUUGUCUGUGAUCAGACCAGGUAGUUCUGCAGACUCCACCAGUGGGUCUAUAGUUGUCAGCAGGCAUUUCCCAAACUCCUACCAGCAAGCUGUGAAAGACCUUCAAAGUAAGAGAAACAAUUCUGAGGACAAGCAAGACACAUUGUUAGAUGUGAUUGACAAAGACUGUGCUUCAGAGGACCCUUCAAAGUCGGUAGAUGACAUCUUUAGUGAGGAGAAAGAAGAAGACACCAGUUUGGAAGAAAAGACGCCAUCUUGGAAGGGGAAACUGCAGAUCUUCGAAAGACAAGGGAAGAUGGGGAACCAUACUGACAGCAGUCCAAAAGCAGAGAAGAGGAAAAGAGAUCUUUCAGAAGAUGAAGAGGAGAAAGAGACAAGUAGCCCUGAAAAUGAGCCAAGCCUUGGCACGUCAGAACCAUCUGUGGAUAGUAGCUUAGUGCAUACACUUAGCAAACAAAAUGAGUCGCUCAGUCAAGUGCCACAGAAAGGAACUCCUAAGAACCCAUUCAGAGUUGCCACCCCAAAACAAGGCAGUGCUUUCAGUUGGGGAAGGUCUUCAGAAAAACACAUCAGCCUCAAGACUUCUGUCUCAAGCCUUGGACGGUUUAAAUAUGCCAGUGUGUCAGAAGCUAAAAGGAAGAAGACCUCACAAGUAGAAGUAAACAAGAUGACAAGCUCACAAGAAGAAGUAAACAAGACAACAAGUUCGCAAGAGUUGAACGCUGGAUCAACAGAGGAAGAAUCACUGACAAAAUCACCAGUUGACAAUAGCUCGUUGAAACCAUUGCCAGUAGAAGCAAGUUUCAGUGGUUUUGAUAACUGUUCGGUGUAUUCCAUGGAUAACUUUACCCCAACAGACAGCCAGAACUCAGGAACGACAAGCUUCUCACAGGGAUCUCAGUACUUCACUGCAUCAGAAGGGAAUAACAGUCAGGUUUCCACUGCUGAAAUGUCCCAAACUUCAGAAGACACAAGCAAAGAAGACAUUGCCCAAAUCAAAGUCGAACCACAACAGGCAGUUUCUAGUCAACAAGGCGAAGGAAGUAGGGAAGAAAAGGCCAUUGAAAGUUUGACCAGGGAAAAACAAAUGGCUAGAAGCUACAAUGUUUCAGAGCAAGUGUCGUCAUACUUUGGAAAGACACCAUUGCCCAGCAUGGUUCAUACUGCCCCGGAACAGAGAGCUGUGGUGCAGGACAUGGGAAGGAGAGCUAUGGAGGAUGGUGUCAGUACACCAAGGGUGGUGAAACCAAGCAGAGGUAAAUCCCGGCAGGUGGGGCUGUCAAGACGCUCCUGUCCCAGUCAGACCAAGAGGAAGACCAACAAUGAGAACAGCAGUACUCAGCCUAAAAUCAGCAACUUCCUACAGACCUUCAGCUUCAAAAAAGGGUCCAGCCAGAAGAAUAAAGAAGAACCCGUCAGAAAACCCAUGUCCCCGUCCAAGAGUAACGUGGUGUUAGAGUGCACCCCGGAGACUGAACCCGGUAUUGCAGCCAGCCUGAACGCAGCCAAAGUCAAACGCAACAUUUUUGAUGGAUAGUAGAUUUUACUGGAACAAAGUAGUUUAAUUUUUUUAAACUCUUUUUGUUAAGUGACUACAUGAAUGCUUAAUCCAAUUAGGUGCUAGUAAGUUUCAAAAUAGUCCUGAAAAAAUUAGGAUCGGAAGGUAGGGAUUAUCUUUUUUCUUUCUUUUUAUUUAGACUUCAGUGAUACCUAUAUAGUGAUCCAACUUAUACAAAACAAUGUAAAACUUGCAUCAGGACACUUUAUUUUCAAUGUCAGUGUUAGUAAACCAAUGAAACAGGAAACACAACAUUUUUGUCCUAGGUCUAACCAGCCAGAACCAAUCAGAAUUGUUGAAAAACCAGAAAACAAUAUUUUUCUUUUCUUACAUUUAAGUAACAUUCAUAUGAGUAUUGUGUGAGACAAAGUUGUCAGUAUUGCAAUAAAGUUAUCAUUUACUUUUGAUCAUAUUUAAGUCAAGAACAAUGAUUAAAAACAUUACAUAGUGAAUCCUUGCUAGCAUGAAAAAUAAAGGACUACCUUUUGCA
This is a messenger RNA of Branchiostoma belcheri (Belcher's lancelet), 3534 nucleotides long. Its product is annotated as exonuclease 1-like. Lineage: Eukaryota; Metazoa; Chordata; Leptocardii; Amphioxiformes; Branchiostomatidae. The record is from RefSeq and is a predicted model, not a curated record. The transcript is spliced from 7 exons. Gene Ontology annotation, molecular function: 5'-flap endonuclease activity; 5'-3' DNA exonuclease activity; DNA binding. The coding region runs from base 111 to 3023 and encodes 970 amino acids. Gene Ontology annotation, cellular component: nucleus. Gene Ontology annotation, biological process: mismatch repair; DNA recombination.